UUUCAGUAAGCAGCAAAGUACAGUUGAGUCCCACUGAUUUUUAUUUAAGGGCUUUUAGAUUGGUAAAGAAAGGAAUAGAAGAGAAGAGCUGAAGCAAAAGCUAAGCCAUACACCACCAUUACAGAAACAUUUGUCAGCCAAGCCAUUGUCACCAGAGCUUAAGAAGAUGCCAAACAGUAGGUUUUCCGGUUCUCUUUCGGGCCCUGAUGUGUCUGUUUCCAUCGACAUGGGACACCCUUUCCUUAAUCACACUGUUGAUGGAUUUUUGAAGAUCGGAGCUAUUGCAGCUACGAGAGCUUUAGCUGAGGAUGUUUUCCACAUCGUCAAGAAAGGGAGUAUUUCUAGUGGCAAUGUUGAGCACACUUUGAAGAAAAUGUGUAAAGAAGGUGCAUAUUGGGGAACUGUUGCUGGAGUUUAUGUGGGAAUGGAUUAUGGUAUUGAGAGAGUCCGUGGCACUAGAGACUGGAAGAAUGCCAUGAUGGCAGGGGCACUAACAGGAGCUGUAGCAUCCUUAGCCAACAAUCAAGACAAGGACAAAAUUUUUAUCAAUGCCAUAACAGGAGGUGCUAUAGCAACUGCUUCAGAAUUUAUUAACUAUCUCACCUGAAGCUUGGAAGUCUUUGUUUAGAUUCUGAAGAGCAAUGUUGUUAUUCUGUUUAAUUUUCCAGGUUGCAGCAAAUAAGUAGUGUGUUGAAUUGUGGAUAUUGAAUGUAAACAUUGUCGUAUCUGACCCAAUUUGAUAUCUACAAGUUAUUCCCUGCAAA
This is a messenger RNA of Humulus lupulus (European hop), 764 nucleotides long. RefSeq names its product outer envelope pore protein 16, chloroplastic. Gene Ontology annotation, molecular function: amino acid transmembrane transporter activity. Gene Ontology annotation, cellular component: chloroplast outer membrane. NCBI's taxonomy places the organism in Eukaryota, Viridiplantae, Streptophyta, Magnoliopsida, Rosales, Cannabaceae. Bases 167 to 607 code for a protein of 146 amino acids. The record is from RefSeq and is a predicted model, not a curated record. Gene Ontology annotation, biological process: protein import into chloroplast stroma. The transcript is spliced from 6 exons.